Aureobasidium melanogenum CBS 110374 is the source of this 1509-nucleotide messenger RNA. RefSeq lists its product as uncharacterized. NCBI's taxonomy places the organism in Eukaryota, Fungi, Ascomycota, Dothideomycetes, Dothideales, Saccotheciaceae. The record is from RefSeq and is a predicted model, not a curated record. Bases 1 to 1509 code for a protein of 502 amino acids. The transcript is spliced from 3 exons. Gene Ontology annotation, molecular function: oxidoreductase activity; heme binding.
AUGGGCAAGGUCUUUACUUAUGACGAAGUCUCGCAACACAGAUCCGCAGACAGCUGCUGGGUAAUCCUCUACAACAAUGUCUACGACGUGACAAAAUUCGUCCCCGAACACCCCGGCGGCGCAAAAAUAAUCCUUCAAUUGGCCGGUCAAGACGCAACCGAAGAAUACGAUCCCAUCCAUCCUCCGGGCAUCCUCGAAGAAACGCUAGCUCCAGAAUGCAAAUUAGGUACUGUUGAUACCAGUACUCUGCCUUCGGUUGAAAAGUCUCCAGUGGAUGAGGGCAAGGCAGAUGAAAAGGCUAUUAUGCCAUUGGACCAUUGUCUAAACAUGGAUGAUAUUGAAGCCCUCGCAACACAAAAAAUGUCCAAAAAGGCUUGGGCGUAUUAUUUUUCUGCUGCUGAUGAUUUGCGCUCCAAAGCUUGGAACAACACAGUAUACAGCAGUAUUUUAUUGCGACCUCGCGUAUUCGUGGACAUUACAAACUGCGAUACUAGUACCACUCUCCUGGGCAACAAAGUCAACAUCCCAUUAUUUGUCUCUCCAGCAGCAAUGGCAAGAUUAGGUCAUCCAGACGGGGAGCACGGCAUCGCAAAAGCAUGCAACAAAUACGGUGCUUGUCAGAUCAUCUCCAACAAUGCCUCGCAAACACCCGAACAGAUUCUUGAAGGCGCGCCUGCAGAUCAAGUCUUUGGCUGGCAACUCUACGUCCAAAACGACCGCAAAAAGAGCGAGGAUAUGCUCAAGCGCAUCAACGCUUUGAAACAGAUCAAGUUCAUCGUGUUGACACUUGAUGCUCCCGUACCAGGAAAACGCGAACACGACGAGCGAGAAGGUCAGAAUGUAGGUGCUAACCUACCCAUCCGCAGCGCGCAUCAACAAGACAGCGCAAGCACCACCUCGCCCGAUCCCAAAAAGGGAGGAAAUAGUGGUAGUGGCAGUGUCGCUUCUGCAAUGUUCGCAGGCACUGCAGGAGACUUGACCUGGAAAACAACUUUACCUUGGUUGGCCAAACACACCAAGCUUCCCAUCGUACUCAAAGGCUUGCAAACACAUGAAGACGCGUACAUAGCUUCAUUGUACGCGCCCCAAGUUCAAGGCAUCAUUCUCUCCAAUCACGGCGGUAGAGCUGCAGACACGGCACCUCCUUCCAUCCACACGUUAAUCGAAAUCCGCAAGUACUGUCCAGAAGUCUUCGAUAAGCUUGAAGUCUGGGUAGAUGGCGGCAUCAAGCGCGGUACCGAUAUUGUUAAAGCACUUUGUUUGGGAGCCAAAGCAGUGGGUAUGGGCAGAAAUGCGCUGUUUGGGCUUGGGGCAGGAGGUACAGAGGGUGUGGAAAGAGUGUAUGAGAUCUUGAAGGCCGAGCUGGAGACGACGAUGCGGUUGCUUGCUGUGGAAAAGGUCGAGGAUUUGGGACCUCAGCAUGUUAAUGCCAGAGCUGUGGAGAGGGAUAUCUACGACGGUCCUGCUGGUUUGGAAAAGUUGAGCAUGUGGAUCAAGGCCAAGCUGUAA